GAACUGGGAGGUAGGAGGCAGGCAGGCAGGACAUGUCAGCAUGCAGUGCAUGGAGAGGAGCGUGUGUUUCCUCAGCUGGGGUUUUAUCAUCGGAGGUGUUCUGUUUCUCCUCCAUCAGCUGAAGGCGCACACACAGUACGGCCGCUACGUGGACACCAGCGCUCCCGGUGUGAUGGUGCCGGCCAAGGCGGCGUGGUUCAUCCAGGAACUGCCUUCUGUCUUAGUUCCCAUGUUCCUGCUCCUCAGCACAGACACUUCACACGGCCUGGGGCGCAGUCUCCUCGUCUGCACCUUCUGCCUGCACUACUUCCAGAGGACGUUCUGCUACUCGUUGCUGAAUAGAGGACGGCCGUCUCCUCUGUUCAUCGUGGUGUCGGCCGUGGUGUUCUGCUCGUUGAACGGUUUCCUGCAAGGGCACUACAUGCUUCACUGCGCUCAGUUUGACGAUGCUUGGCACAUGGACGUUCGCUUCAUACUGGGUCUGGUGGUGUUCUUCUCAGGAAUGGCCAUCAACAUCCACAGCGAUCACAUCCUGAGGAAUCUCAGAAAGCCGGGCGAGAUCACCUACAAAAUCCCUGAGGGAGGAAUGUUCGAGUGGGUGUCUGGUGCUAACUUUUUCGGAGAGAUAGUAGAGUGGUGUGGUUAUGCCGCUGCCACGUGGUCUCUGCCCACGUUCUCCUUCGCUUUCUUCACCAUGUGCUCCAUCGGACCCCGAGCUUAUCACCACCACAGGUACUACCACGAGAAAUUCGACAAUUACCCAAAGUCGAGGAAGGCCGUGAUCCCGUUUCUCCUCUAACCGCAGCAGCAGGAGACUGUGAGGUGAGAAACCAGACGACACCACAGUCUCCGUGAUGAGGAGCAGAAACAUGAAACAUCAGGACAGAA
Molecule: messenger RNA, 888 nt
Organism: Ictalurus furcatus (blue catfish)
Lineage: Eukaryota; Metazoa; Chordata; Actinopteri; Siluriformes; Ictaluridae
Gene: srd5a2a
Product: steroid-5-alpha-reductase, alpha polypeptide 2a
Exons: 5
Coding region: 41-799 (252 amino acids)
Biological process (GO): steroid biosynthetic process
Cellular component (GO): membrane
Molecular function (GO): 3-oxo-5-alpha-steroid 4-dehydrogenase activity
Source: RefSeq, a predicted model, not a curated record